AUGCCCUGGGGCCCCUGCGUCCUCAACACCACCCUCACUUUCUUCACCUCUGACAACGGGCCGUGGCUCGUGCGCGGCCUGGCCGGCGGCUCCGCGGGCCUGCUGCGCGACGGAAAGCAGACGACGUGGGAGGGCGGCGUGCGCGAGCCUGGACUCGUCUCGUGGCCCGGCACAAUCGAGGCGCGUGAUCUCGCACAAUCUCGGACCAUGGCUGGCCGCGUGAGCAGCGAGGUGGUCACUACGUACGACAUCUUUCCGACCAUCCUCCGCCUAGCUGGUGCGCCCCUUCCGUCGGACCGGCGCAUCGACGGGGCCGACAUGCUGCCGCUGCUCACCGGAGCCGCGGCGCGGUCGGCGCAUGAGUGCCUCUACUUUUGGAAGGGCGAGCCGGGAGGAGGGUGCCCAAAGGCGCACCCUGGCUGCCCGGGCCUGUGGGCGGUCCGCUGCGGCGCCUACAAGCUGCAUUGGGUCACAACUGACUCGGUCGGCCCGCGCCGGUUCGAGCCGCAGUUCCACUCGCCGCCGCUGCUCUUCCAACUCGAGCAAGACCCGAGCGAGGCGCACCCCAUCGACCCUGCUGCCGCCGAGUACGCCGCCGCCCGCGCCACGAUCGAGGCGGCCGCAAAGGCGCACCGCGAGAGCGUCACGCCGGUGCCGAACCAGAUCGGCCGCGGCGAGGAUGGCAAGCUGAAGCUCUGCUGCGACUGGGCGUCAAAGGAGAAGCACCCGGACCUGCCGCAGUGCACCUGCAACCCCGAGGCGUACCGCGCCUUUGUGUGCGCGCCCGUCGGCCCGGCGGGGGGAGCGCUCGCCGCCGUCUCUGCCGACGGCGCGGUCGUCCGCAUAGGGCUCCUGGAUCCGCGCGAUGCGGCGACUUGGCCAGCGAGUGCCGCGGCGGCGGCGCCGUUCUGGGAGGCGUGA
Messenger RNA from Emiliania huxleyi CCMP1516, 921 nucleotides. RefSeq lists its product as hypothetical. The coding region runs from base 1 to 921 and encodes 306 amino acids. The record is from RefSeq and is a predicted model, not a curated record. The transcript has 4 exons. NCBI's taxonomy places the organism in Eukaryota, Haptophyta, Isochrysidales, Noelaerhabdaceae. Gene Ontology annotation, molecular function: arylsulfatase activity.